Molecule: messenger RNA, 1851 nt
Organism: Mitosporidium daphniae
Lineage: Eukaryota; Fungi; Microsporidia
Exons: 2
Coding region: 1-1851 (616 amino acids)
Molecular function (GO): protein binding
Source: RefSeq, a predicted model, not a curated record
AUGGGAUUCCUGCAUAAAAACAGAUAUUCGGUCAGUCCCAGCUGGGUUCCCCUUGACUUGUCUACAUAUGAUGAUGCUUUGUUUUAUCGGGCAAAACUUCCCCUUCAAGUACAUGUAUUGGGCGACGACGAGGACACGAAAAAUUCCACUGUCGCCCCUUGCUCGUUGAAGAAUAGGUAUCCCCUUUCUUUGGAGGACGAAUGGGAUGUUUCGGUCGCAACUGAAAUGGGACUUUCUUUUCUUUUGCAUUCUUAUGGAGCAAAAUUUGACAGCAAUGUUGGCCAAGCUAAGAAACCUGCUGCCAUCAAAAAAGGGGGCCUUGCCUCUUCAUGUUUCAAGGAAUCCGAAAUGGCCGAGAUUUUCAGCUUGUGCAAAGUUGACAUACAAUUCCGGUCUUUGUUUUUCCGGCCAAAUCUUUCCUUGUGUUUGAGUAAUUUUGUAAAGCUUGAUCUCUCAUUUAAUGAGCUUGAUUCGAUCCCCGAGUCGUUUGGCUUUUAUUUUCCAUGCCUAAAAUUUCUUUCCUUGGAAAGCAACUGUCUAUCUAGGCUUCCUGCUUCCAUUUGUGCGCUAUCUUCUGUGGACACGCUUAUCGUAGACUAUAACAAGCUAACCUUUCUUCCAGAUUCUCUUUUGGGGCCUCUUUCGCUACUGCUGCACUUGGACAUAUCUGAAAACCCAAUUACAUUUCUUCCGCCCUUCUUUUUGAGGCGAAAAAACAUAAAGAUCAUCAGCAAAAAAUGCCCGUUCUUGACAUCAAAGGCGCUUUGCGGCUUUCCCCUAGUCCUGUACGACCAUUAUUUCAACGAAAAAUGGGAACACCCUUCCGAGGACAUGCAGCCCAAAAACGGCUUCACCAGCGCCAAUUUUUUAUUUGAAAACGGAGGCAUUGUUACCAGAACCCUAUUUGCUUACAUUAAGGAAUAUUUUGACUUGCCAGAUGCCAUCACCGAACAGCAUUUAUUGACAAUGUGUGGAAAAUUCCCCUCCAGUCUAAUAUCUUAUUUUGCAUCUAAUUAUGACAGCAUCAACAUAUUCAGCUCGAACACGCACCCUCCAAUCUAUAACGACUCUUUUGAGAUUCAAUCAAACGAGGGCGGCCAUAUCUUUUCCUAUUUGGGGAAAAAGGAGCUUCCCCACCGCUCGAAAAGCUUUGAUGGCUUCUUUUUCAAGAUCCCAAGUUUGAAAGAAUUUGCCUCAAGAGCCGUCUAUGCACGACUGAUCGACAUCCCAGGCAGCUUCCCACUUUCAUUGAAAAUAUUUUUGCGCAAAAGCCAUCCGUGUUCAUAUUGUGGAGGUGUGUAUUUUGACAGCUGGACACCUAGAUUUUUUUGCUCAAAAUUGCCCCAUUAUUACAGCGAAGACAAUGACGACGGAGAGUUUCAGAAAGAGUAUGUUUCUUUGGCAAAGAUGUGCUGGCCACAUUGGGGAGAUAAGCAAUCUCGAUUGGAAAAUAUUUUCUCAUACUCCAAGAUGACGCAAUUUGCGCCGUCCCCUGUGUAUGGAUUCAAGCCGUUCAACAUUCUUGAUUUUUGGAUACGAUCUGCCUCUUUGAACAACCCGUCCAUCAAAUUCGACCGUCAAAGAGCACACACCAAACUUUGGAGGCAUCUAAAAAGGACCAAGGCGUUUGCUACGUUUGAGAAGCGUUUUUACAACGUACAUCUGUGCAGUAAGGCAUUUCUAUUGGACCCCUACGUUAUGUGCAAUUUCCUGUUUCCGGUUUCGGACUCUUUCAUUUCGAAAAAACUGAAUCUAUGCAAGACCAUUGAAAAAAGACGUCGAUUUUUCGCCUUACUAUGCGGCAGAAGAUAUCUUUCCGAUGGAAAGCUUUUUUCUUUGAUCAGCUUGUGA